Molecule: messenger RNA, 5995 nt
Organism: Corythoichthys intestinalis (scribbled pipefish)
Lineage: Eukaryota; Metazoa; Chordata; Actinopteri; Syngnathiformes; Syngnathidae
Gene: onecutl
Product: one cut domain, family member, like
Exons: 3
Coding region: 368-1669 (433 amino acids)
Biological process (GO): regulation of transcription by RNA polymerase II
Cellular component (GO): nucleus
Molecular function (GO): RNA polymerase II cis-regulatory region sequence-specific DNA binding; DNA-binding transcription factor activity, RNA polymerase II-specific
Source: RefSeq, a predicted model, not a curated record
GAGGAGGAGGAGGAAGAUCAUGAAAGAAAAAGAGCUGCAGAGCCGCGAGACCGAGACGAGCGCAAAAAGAGGAGAUUUACAAGCGGAGAAAAAGGAGGAAUAAACGCUGAUUUUCGUAUAGGGGGGUUUUGCUGGACAUCGACGGGGAGGAGAAGGCUUGGCGGAGGUUUGGGGCUCAGUGCGGGAGAUGCUCAGCGGCGGCGGAGGCAGACGAGGACGCGCGCUCAAGGCACAAAAGACCGCGUGAAGGGGAAGCGGCAACUCCUGCGGGCGUCGCGGGAGUGCGAGACACUACUUAACGGCGCUCACACAAUUAAUUAGCCGCCGCUAAUCGAUACGUUCCGGCUCAUCGAUAAAUCCGCCCGGCAUGGACGGGAGCUUGGGAGAGAUGUCGCUGCACGGCCACGCCGAGCUACACUCGCGGGACCUCUCGGCCGCCUUCCCCCGCCCCCCGUUGGCGGGCGGGCCCCCUCUGGAACCCGAGCCGCGGGCGCCCCCGCCGGCUUUCGAGCACUCCAUGUCCGCGCUCGGGUACAGCGGCGACUCCCCGUCCGGGUCGGGCAGCACGUACACCACUCUGACCCCGUUGCAACCCUUCGACGAUAAGUUCCACCACCAUCACCACCACCACCACCCCUGCCUGCCCGUCAGUAACGUGAUCGGGAGUUUCACGCUAAUGCGCGAGGAGCGAGGGGGCCUCCCCGCUAAUUUCUACAACCCUUACGCCAAAGAUCUGAGCCAGAGUUUGACGCCUCCCUCUUCGGGGCUGCACGGCUACGGGAGCCCCAACGGGGGCGCUACCGGGGGUGGGCAGAUGCUCCACGGCGGCUACGACGUCCACGGAGGAAGCCUCUUCUGCAGGACGUCGGACUUUGCAAGAGAGAUGUCGCCCCCCGGGUUGGGCGCCGGGGACAUGUCCUUAGGGGGGCACCAGCUAAACAAAAUGGACGGGGCCGGGCACCACCCUCACCUCUACGGUCAACACUACCAGACGCACCACCACCACCCGAGCCAGCAAACCGCCAAAAUCGUCGACCACCUCCACUCUUUGUCCUCGUCCCCGGGGGACGGCGCUCUAGGGGGAGCGUCCCCGGGCGGCGGGGUGGUCCCCGGGGGCGGCGAGGAGAUCAACACCCGCGACGUGGCCCAGAGGAUCAUUACCGAGCUGAAGCGGUACAGCAUCCCGCAGGCCAUCUUCGCCGAGCGCAUUCUGUGCCGCUCGCAGGGGACGCUGUCCGACCUCCUGAGGAACCCCAAACCUUGGGCCAAGCUCAAAUCCGGACGCGAGACCUUCAAGAGGAUGUCACGCUGGCUGCAGGAGCCCGAGUUCCAGAGGAUGGCCUCGCUCCGACUAGAGGCUUGCAAGAGGAAGGAGCAAGAGCAGAGCAAGCUCGAGCGAAACCAAGGUCCCAAACGCACCCGGUUGGUGUUCACCGACCUGCAACGGCGCACCCUGCUGGCCAUCUUUCGGGAGAACCACCGGCCCACCAAGGACCUGCAGGUGACCAUCUCGCAGCAGCUGGGCUUGGAGCUGUCCACCGUUAGCAACUUCUUCAUGAACGCGCGCCGACGCAACCUCAACAAGUGGAUCGACGAGGGACGCCCGUCCUCCACGGGGUCCUCGGGAUCCAGCGUCUCGUCUUCGGCGGUGUCCUGCAGCACGGCGUGAUGGCAAGGGACGUGGGGCACGGUCGUACGGCGGCCUACGGAGCGGCCGCGAGCUUCCGUUUUUAAACCAAAGAGCGGGCGCCACAAUGAUACUGGCGCGGGAGCGUGUUGUCCCCUUCGUACGGCGGUACUUUGAUUUACGAGUCUUACGCAAUUUCGAGAAAGUUUCCGAUAAUUUCUCGCUAACCACAACUCCUGUCGCGCUUUCGGCCAUUUUGUGAACUGGACAAAUGGGAAAAACGCAAAAACAAAACAAUACAAAGACUAACCAUUUGACCCUACCUUGUCAUGUGGCUCAUAAGCCACGCCCCCUUAAAGGGACAGAAAACACCUUUAUCGUGUGCAUUCUAGCGGCAAGAAUCUUGAUUAAUAAAUGUAUAAAAAACACAUAAUUACAAUUCUUCCAUGCAUAAUAGUGGAGAAAAACGCUGGUAUUUCCAGGAAGUAGCCACUGAAACUGAUGGCAGCCAUUUUAUUAAUGCUAGCCAAUCAAAUGCAAGUAUCAAUAGACGUUGUCACCAGUCACAGUUUUUCGCAAAAUCAAAACGAUAUUUCAAAAAUGUCCUCUAAGCAUAAAUGCAUGUGGAAAACGGAUGUGACUGGGUACGUCACAUCUUGUAGCGUAGAAAUUUGAAAAAAGUGCUUCCGUUGCAGAUAUCAAAACAUCUGAAAAACCGCCUAAUGAAACCGUAAAAAUUUGUUUUUUUCUGAAAUUUUCUGAAAUUCUACUACCAAUUUUUCAUUGUUAAAUUUCAGUUUCGUGAAUUUCUAGGGGUAAUAAAAAUGUAGCCAGUUAGCUAGCUAGUUUCUAUUAGCUCUAGUCAUUCGUAAAACUGAAAAUUCGCAUUGAAAAACAUGGCUGACUUCAGAAGAAAAGGCUCAAAUAUUGCCAAAAUUUUAACUAUAAAUGCGUUUGUUUGUUUGUUUGUUUGUUUGUUUGUUUGUUUGUUUUUAAUUCAGGCAUUUCUAUUACCAAAUUUUCAUUGGGAAAUUUCAGUUUCGCGAAUUUCUUGGGGUAAAAAACAUGUAGCUAGUUAGCUACUGUUGGUAAUUUCGAUUAGCUGUCGUCAUUCGUAAAACAGGAAUUUCGCAUUGAAAAACAUGGCUGACUUCCGGAAAAAAAGCCAUAAAAAUUGCCAAAAUUUUAACUACGAAUGCGUUUUUGUUUUUCUCGAAAUUCAGGCAUUUCUUUUACCAAUUUUUCAUUGUGAAAGUUCAGUUUUUCGCGAAUUUCUAGGGGUAAUAAAAAUGUAGCUAGUUAGCUAGCUAGUUUCCAUUAGCUCUAGUCAUUCGUAAAACUGAAAUUUUGCAAUGAAAAACACGGCUGACUUAAAAAAAAGCCUCAAAAAUCGCCAAAAAUUUUAACUAUAAAAGAGUUUAUUUCGAAAUUUGGGCAUUUCAAUGAACAAUUAUUCAUUGUGAAACUUCAGUUUCACGAAUUUCUAGCAGUAAUAAAAACGUAGCUUGUUAGCUAACUAGCUUCCAUUAGCUCUAGUCAUUUAUAAAACUGAAACUUUGCAAUGAAAAACACGGCUGAUGACUUUUUCGAAAAACAUUCGACAAUGACUUUCCAAAAUUUUUGAAAUAUCACUUUUAUUUCGCAAAAAACUGAUGGAAACACGGCUACACACUAGAGGUCGACCAAUAUGGCAUAUGGCAAACAUCAUCACCCAAAAGUCCAUGUAUCAUCACCCAAACCGUUAGGACAGCAGUUAUUCUAUUUUAUGGGCUGAUAUCGGGUGAUCUUGUAAAAAGUCUAUAUAUCGGCCUGAUAUAUUAGUCGGACCGGUAACAUAACAUAAGUUCUUCUCUUACAUCGGCAAUAUAUUGGCUGAUCUAAAAAAAAAAAAAAUCCAUGUAUCGGGCCGAUAUAUCGGUCGACCUUUAUAAAGAUCAUCACCCAAACAGUUAAGACAACAGUUAUCCUAUUAUAUCGGAUGAUCUUGUAGAAAGUCUAUAUAUCGGCCGAUAUAUUAGCAGGCCCAGAUAUCGGUCGACCUGUACAAGAAAGAUUAGCACCCAAACAGCUAACAUAAGUUCUUCUAUUACAUCGACAAGAUAUUGGCCGAUCUAAAAAAUGUCCAUGUAUCGGCCCGAUAUAUCGGUCAACCUGUAUAAAAAAAGAUCAUCACCAAACAGUUAAGACAAAAUGUAUCCUAUUAUAAUGGCUAAUAUCAGUUGAUCUAGAAAAAAGUGCAUAUAUCGGCCCGAUAUAUUAGCAGCCCACAUUUCGUUUGACCCUUAUAAGAAAGAUAAGGACCCAAACCAUUAGGACAACAGUUAUUCUAUUACAUCAGCUGAUAUCAGCUGACAUUCUAAAGAAAAGUCUAUACAUAUCAGCCCGAUAUAUUAGUUGGACCGAUAUAAUAGCUAGGCCAUAUAUCGGUCGACCUUUAUAAGAAACAUCAGCACCCAAACAGCUAACAUAACUUCUUCUAUUACAUCGGCAAUAUAUUGGUUGAUCUAAAAAUAAGAAAUCCAUGUAUUGGCCCAAUAUAUCGGUCAACAUUUACAAGAAAGAUUAUCACCCAAACAGUUAUCCUAUUAUAUUGGCUAAUAUCGGUUGAUUUGAAAAGAAAAAGUCCAUGUAUCGGCCCGAUAUAUCGAUCGACCAUAAUUAGAAAGAUCACCCAAUCAGUUAAGCCAACAGUUGUCCAAUCAUAUCGGUCGAUUCUGAAAAAAAGAUCAUAUAUCAGCCCGAUCUAUCGGCCCGAUAUAUAUGCUGACCUUUACUACUGAUGUCACAAACUUCCCAUUUGCAUAUGUAAAUACUUCAAGCAGCCGUCUUGUCACACGAAUAUCAUUCAUGCAAGGUGUUCUGUCCCUUUAACUCAAGCCAUUUUAGAGCAAUUUCACCCACCUUUUCAAAUCCACAGACAUGAAAGAAACACACAAAACACAUCCAAUGAAAGAAUAGACUCUCCUCUCUCAUCUUCAUCUGAUCUUUCCUAAACAGCGGCAGAAGCGAGUUAUUUCCCCGUAAAUCAAAGCACCGCCGUUCCGCUUCUCGUAGAUUAGCUCACGUCGGCGGGAGGAUCCACCAAUCAGGAGCAAGCAUACUUUUGGUGCGCCUUCACGCCCCGAUCCUGCCCAAUCAGGAGCCGCCGUUUGCUCACAUGUACUGUUUGACUUCCCCCCUUUGAAUCAGCCCCCAUUUAGUUCCCCGACUUUCCUCGAGAAUCACGGCGAGCGAGGAAAACGACGAGUCGGGUCAUUUUACUUUUCCUAGCAUGAGUUUCCGUGGCGACGGCUCGCUAGCUCCUCCCACUCGCAGCUGUCAAUCAUUCCCAGUUAACUCUUUCAGCGCCGUUGAUGACGAUACACGUCCGAUUCGGGUGAAACGUUCAACCGGAUCGGACGUCUACUAGCGGUACAUUUUAACCCGCAAAAAUCGGAUGUCUAUCGUCGUCAACUGCACGAACGGAGUUUGUUUUCCACGCAUUUUUUGAAAAAAAUUGUUACACCGAAGGAAUGUGAUUCUUUCCUCAAUUUUUUUGUACAGACGUCAAGCACACGCCGAUGGUUUCGCCCAACCGUCCACUCUAUUUAUAGUUUCCCCUCCCCCGAUUUUAAUUUAUUUGCUUAUUUAUUAACGGCGACUAUACGAUGUACGUGUUUAUUUACGAUGUCUGUGUUUUUAUCCGAUGGGCACUUUUAGCUGUAGAAUCCCAUCGUAAUACCAAAGAUGAACUUUGCCUCCCUGAAUGUACGGCUUGAAACCCCUCCCCUUUCCCCUCAUGACCCCGCCCCUUGACUCCGCCCCCUUCCCCCCCGUGAUGUUACGUACGGUAUCUUUACGGCCUUCGUGUGUACGCUCAGCUCUUAUAGGCCGAAGCUUCUUUGAAUGUCGUGAUAUGAAUAAUUAAUAUUGAUAAUAUUGACGAUGACAAUAAUAGCGGCGAGAGCGCCAUCUUCAAGGUCACAUGCUCGUGUCCCCCGGGGGUCCUGCAUGCUUGCGAUUCCCUCCAUUUGCCUCACUCGUGUCCCACUCCUGUCUUUGUCCGAAGUUUAAUCUAGUCUCAGUUCCGAAUAGAUUCCUCAGUGGGCCUGGUACUGGUCCCUGAGUGUUAAUAUUUACAACUUGGAUUCUUGGUACGCAAAGGGUUAAUCUCAAAUCGCUGAUUUGCGAUGUUUCUCAUUCGAUUAAAAACUUAAGUAGACGUCCAGUCCAAUUGUAAGUGAAAAAAUCGGUAGAGAAAUAUGCUAGUUAUGAUUGUCAAUCCAUUGAUUUGGAUGGGAAUGUUGCCCCUACCAACAUGGCUGCCCCGAAGCCAUUUUAGUUGGGGCAAUGAAAGGUGUUUUCAUGCGUAUGCCGCGAUUUGAAACG